This is a messenger RNA of Plectropomus leopardus (leopard coralgrouper), 3246 nucleotides long. It is a transcript of the gene haus5, whose product is annotated as HAUS augmin-like complex, subunit 5. NCBI's taxonomy places the organism in Eukaryota, Metazoa, Chordata, Actinopteri, Perciformes, Serranidae. Gene Ontology annotation, biological process: centrosome cycle; spindle assembly. Gene Ontology annotation, cellular component: HAUS complex; centrosome. The record is from RefSeq and is a predicted model, not a curated record.
UUGAAAGUUUGAGCUGUUCAGAUAAAGAAAAAAAAACAUUAUCAAGUUAAUGUGCGUAUAUUAAAGUUAAGUCGAGUCUUCCACACGAGUAUGUUCAAAGACUAUAAUUGGCUAAAGUUGAUCAACUCAAGUUAACGUUAGGAUUGCUAACAAGAAUAGUAACGAUAGUCAGCUGGUGGUGUUAGCUAACGUUAGCUAGCUCGCUACAAGUUGUUUACUUUCUGUAGUCUGUAAGGAUGGCGGACAGAAAUCUUGUGCGGGAGUUGAAACGUUGGGCGACAGAGGAAUUCAGUUUGCCCCCGGACAGCCUGCCAAAUGACAGCUAUAUUAAAACGCUCUGUAUUGGGUCAGGGAAGUCAAUAUGGAAAUAUAUUAUCCAACACGUGUUUCAACAAAGGAAUGUGAAGAUCAUACGUGGCAAUCUCCAGUGGUACAAAGUUAUUCAAGACAAAGAGUUGAAGCAGGCCGAGGGCCAGAGUGAGGCUGCAAAGCAGAGAGAGCUUCAGAGGAAGAUCGAGCAGCUGCGAGCUGAGAUCAGUCACCUGGACUCUCAGAUCACUGGAACAGAGGAACAGUUGGCUACACAAGAGCAGUCCAUCAGCUGCACCUGGGCCCAGGUGGAGGACAGUCGGCGAAGAGAGUUGCUCUUACAGGCCUUCAGGCAGCACUGCAUCUUGGGCCGCAAGGUGCUCUCUGAUGACAAGCAAAGGAUUAGUGGACACUGCCAGGCACUGGAACAAAUGGCCAAGAAAGCAGAGAUUGAAGUGCUGUUUGAUAAUAAGCCCUCUGGCAGCAGUGAUGGUGACAACCUCAACUCUAAAGUCGCAGCAGAGGCACAGGUCUUGCGUGAUGUGAGAGAGCUGUGUCACGACAGGGUCCACUUCUAUCAGUCUUUACAAGAGAGUGAGCUGAAAAUGUCGCACUCAGCAGCCAAACAUAUGAGUCGUGAACAAAGGACUGCUGUGUUUCAGUACUGGCUGAGUGCUGUGGAGAACCUGUUGGGCAAUUAUCCUCCAAACCAUGUCCUCUCAGCAUUGGAAUAUUUAGCUUCCAAAGAGCAGAAGGAGCUAGAGGAGAAACUUGCCUGUCUGGAUGUGACACGGGAUGUGACAGCUCUACGAUUUCGCUAUGAAAGCAAUCACCUACUGGACAUGUCAGCAGAAGAGGAUGAUGACUUGCCAUCGGUUAAGAGCCUCUUAGAGGAUGCUUGGGAAGAGGUGGCGCAGAGUUUGGUGGAACUGGCCCAGACCCGCUCCAGGGUUCAGCAGCUCCAAGACCAGCUCCAGGCCCGCAAGAAGGAGGCUGAGCAGGAGGUGUCCGGUAUUGCAGAUGAGCUCCACAACGACAGCUUGGCACUGUCAGCUCUAGAGUUGGAGCUUCAGUGUGUGAUGCAGGCAGCAGCUAGGGAUCAUAUCAGAGACCGAUGUAUCCAACUUGACCAGCAUGCCAGAAGCCGACAGGAGGCUCUUAGGAACCUCCGCAGCCAGUGGCAGAGCAUCCUUGACUUCAGACAACUAGUGGUUCUCAGACAGGAGCAUAUCAGAGGUCUGAUUAAGGGGAACUCCACAGCAAAGACAGAGCUAAUUCAUCUGCACACAGAGUUGCAGGAAUUUGUUCAGGACAAACUGGUGCCACAGUUUGAAGUUGUCACCACUGCAGCCGGCAGUCAAAGGAACUCCAUUUCCAAGGAGGCCAGACAGUUGGGAACGGUUUCACUUCCUGCCCUGGACCGUAGGACUGUUGAGGGAAUACAAAGAAUCCCUGCAUCGGGGCUGUCCAUCCAUCGUUUACAGUCCCCAACCUUCAGCAGCUUGUGUCAGAGCCUGGCAUUCCCUCUGUACAGGGCUCCAGAGGAGUUGUGUUCCCAGGCGCGCUCCCAGCAGCUUGAGUUGCGUUUUCUCCGUCAGUUACUGCAACUUCACUCUGCUACUGUGCAGAAACUACAGAAGGAAGCAGAGUUGCUGCAUGCACCAGAUCAAAAAGCUCUGCUGUCCAGAGUCACGGAGGAGGAUCAGAAGCUUCUGGAGGCUCUGAUACCGAGAGUCAGAGGCCUCACCCAGCGUAGCGCCCAAGGCCUUUCCUAUGGGGUCCAAGUCAAAACUGCCAUCUCUUACUGGUGGGAUCGGCCAGCCCAGCACGUCCUGCCUGAUGUCAGUAAAGGAGGAAUGACUUUUCAACAGUGGCUGCAGAGGUGGAAACUUGCUGCCAAAGCCUCUUAAGGGAUGCCAUAUCAUUAAUAAAAUAAAUAUAUAUACACACAAUAUUAAGGAGAUUGUUUACAGCAGUGGUUCUCAACUAGGGGUUGAUCCUGGUGAUCCCCAGAAAAAUGGAGAUAAGUUUAUUUUCACCAUCUAAUUUGCUAUAUAAGUAAGCCCAUUGUGAGUAAGUGACAUAAGGGUGAUUAUUCUGAUCAUAGGUUUCACUUCUUGGAGGGUUAUCUCCCCAACUAUAGUUGGCAACUAUUCAGUCCCGUCUGCAUUUUGCAGGUUGUUUUUGGGAUUGUUGCGGCCUGAAAUACCUGAUUUCACUGCACCUUUUUUAAAAAACCAAAGCAGCCCUGAAGGAUCAUUUCUGUAAACAGCUCUCCUUCUGCCCUCUGCACGGUAAGCGCGAACUAACAAAGCAAAACGAGAUCUCAUCCCUACCUGCCAUAUUUUGCCACUUGGGCAGCGUGCCCCGCAGCAGCAGGUAACAUUCUACACCGAGCCAUUCACACCACCACUGAAACAGCUUGACUCUGUUGUUAAACCUGAUAACUGGGACGUAGCAGUAGCCGUGUAACAGCUAUCAGUUGGCUCUGUCACUCAGUAUGUUUACAUGCACAGUUAAGUUGAAUUACGGUUAUAGCUCAAUUGGGCCAUUUAAUUGAUGUGGGGGGAGGAUGAGUGAAUCAAUAUUCUGCUUUAAGAAAGUAAUGAGAUUUUACCACUUUUAAAUAGUAAAAUUUGUGAUGGAGUUGCACUGAUAGGAGAAAAUUUUGCUGUCACAGAAUUCAUGGGGGUUGGCUGAAUUUGAGUUCAUUUUUCAGAUGGAAGUCCCUAAAGUUAAAUCUUAUAAAAUAGUGUUACUAAAAGUGUAUCAUUUAGGGGUCCUUCACACUGACGAGGUUGAGAACCACUGCUUUACAGAACCUUUCAUUUGCAAAAUGACCAUGCUACAAUAGUGAGAAAGUGCACGUUUUUUUGUAAUCCCCUUGAUGUUUUACCAUGUAAAAGUCAGUCACUAAUAAAUACAUUUAAAUCCAAA